Molecule: messenger RNA, 1089 nt
Organism: Bathycoccus prasinos
Lineage: Eukaryota; Viridiplantae; Chlorophyta; Mamiellophyceae; Mamiellales; Bathycoccaceae
Exons: 1
Coding region: 1-1089 (362 amino acids)
Source: RefSeq, a predicted model, not a curated record
AUGAUGCUACGAAAAUCGUUAGAGUUCGAUAACCGAUGGGACCCAAGGGCUCCGUUCUCCAUUCCUGCGUUCUCUUGGAAAUUCAUCAGACCCGAUCACUCGUUCUCGGAACAAAACUCCGAAGAGGCGCUUCAAGAGAGAGCUGCGAAGGGAAACGUAGUUUUGUUCGAAUCAGAAAUUGGCCAGAAAAGAUUCGAUUUUUGCUUGCGAAUGUUUGAAGAGGAACGAAGGCAGAAUCCAGAGUUAGUGGAGUUGGUGAUAACAUCUCUGUUGAGAGCUACGGAUUGCGACAUGAAGACGGCGAUACCUCGAAUGCAGAAUUAUUUUGAGUUUUACGUGGAAAUAUUCGGCGCAUUAUCGUUCAAGCAGAGUUUGACGAAUGAUUCGGAGCUACGAGAAAUGGUAGAGUCUGGGAUAGUACAUGUUUUUGAGAACUGCGACGCUAAAGGUAGAUGCAUGCGCGUUAUGCAGUAUAACCAGAUAAGAACUGGGCUCAAUUCGGACGCGUUGCAGAUUACAAAAAUGUUUCAUUACGUUACCAUGAGGACGCUAAAGAACUAUCCGAUGACGCAAAAGAAUGGGUUCAUAGAUGUUUGCGAUAUGGGUGGGUUAUCGUUGGAAAACUUUUCGUUACGGAUUACGCGAUCGAACCUUUUGAUGUCUAGCCGCUUCUUGCCGUGCAAAGUCCAUAAGAUUUGCUUAUUGAGACCAUUGUAUUUCAUGAAGUUUUUAUUAAGGGCGGUGAAGCCGUAUGCUUUUCCAGGCCCGAUGGCGAAGCACUUUCUCAUAUUGUCGCAAGAUCCGAAAGAUUUACUUAAGGACCCCGUUUUUUGUCGUCCGGAGAUAUUGCCGCCUCUAUAUGGUGGCACGAAUACGAAUUACAGUUGGCCAAUGCGAGUCCGAGGGUGGACGCUGGAGGAAGAGGAGUUGGAGUUUAGUAGCGAGAUGGGGAGUUCGUGUAGAAGCGAGAGCAACUUAAAUGAUGACAACACCAACAGUAGUUACAACACUGGAAGUGAAACCAACAACUAUACCGGUUUUAAGGGCAGUAGCUGCGAGUCUGUCGGAUUGUUUAGAAGAUUCUUGUAA